Molecule: messenger RNA, 6158 nt
Organism: Toxotes jaculatrix (banded archerfish)
Lineage: Eukaryota; Metazoa; Chordata; Actinopteri; Toxotidae
Gene: loxl2b
Product: lysyl oxidase-like 2b
Exons: 15
Coding region: 381-2681 (766 amino acids)
Biological process (GO): peptidyl-lysine oxidation; sprouting angiogenesis
Cellular component (GO): membrane
Molecular function (GO): protein-lysine 6-oxidase activity; copper ion binding
Source: RefSeq, a predicted model, not a curated record
CUGCAGACAUGGAUCAAGAUUUGGCCAUUUAUGAUUAAUCCUCAUUUUUCCGACACUCUUUGAAAGCAGCAUAGCAGAAUUCACAUCACUGUGAGCGCUGUGUUCAGGUCGGAUCCGCUGUUUCCACAUCCCGGGCCAUCUCCGGUGAGGUCAUCGCAAAAGGUGGGCGGCAGUGGGCGGGGCCACCGCAGCUCGGGUCCAAAGCCUGGCUCCGAUUUGCAUGAGAGGGAGUGAAAGUUUAGAGAGAAGGAGAAGAAACAGCUGACUUUGGGCUUUGGUCUGAACACGCUGGGCUGCAUACAGCUUGUUACUGCAGCCUGCAGGAGCUCUCGGUUUCACAGAGGACUGUCCUGAGCAGCGACAAGAAAAUACCAACCAAAAUGCUGGCCACCCAGUAUCUGCCCUGCUGCACUGUCAUUCUGUUACUGCUAUUAAAGCAGACCCUUGCCCAGUAUGAGCACCUUGGCUACCCACCGGGCUACCCAGACCCAGAGCAGGAACAAUACACCCCCCCACAGCUGACACCUGACACGCCCAGGAUUCAGCUCCGAUUGGCAGGAGAUAAGAGGAAACACAACGAGGGCCGCGUCGAGGUUUUCUACAACGGCGAGUGGGGAACUGUCUGUGAUGACGACUUCACUAUCCACGCCGCUCAGGUGGUGUGUCGGGAGCUGGGCUACCUGGAAGCCAUCUCAUGGUUUCCAUCCUCGAAAUAUGGGAAAGGACAAGGACCCAUCUGGUUCGACAAUCUCCACUGCACCGGCAAAGAAAAGACCUUGGCGCUGUGUCCGUCCAACGGGAUUGGUGUUUCAGACUGCAAACACACUGAAGACGUAGGCGUGGUGUGCAGCGACAAGAGGAUACCAGGAUUUAAAUUUGUCAACACCCUGCCCAACCAUGUAGAGAACCUCGAUAUUCAGGUGGAGGAUGCGCGCAUACGACCCAUCCUGUCAUCAUACCGUAAGCGGAUCCCUGUAACAGAGGGCUAUGUGGAGGUCAAGGAUGGUGGUAAAUGGAAGCAGAUCUGUAACACUGAGUGGACCCAGUUUAACAGCAGAGUCAUCUGUGGCAUGUUUGGCUUCCCCGGGGAGAGGAAGUACAACACCAGAGUCUACAAAAUGUUUGCUCGCAGGAGAAAGCCCACAUAUUGGGACUUCUCUGUCAACUGCACAGGCAAUGAAGCCCAUUUGUCCAGCUGUAAACUUGGCCAGGCUACAUCACUGAAGUCCAACGGCACCUGUGUUGAAGGUUUGCCCGUGGUGGUGAGCUGCGUGCCUGGCAGAGCCUUCGCCCCGACGCCCAUGGCUGGAUUCAGGAAGGCCUUCAGACAAGAGCAACCGUUGGUUCGUCUGCGUGGUGGGGCCAUCGUAGGCGAGGGCCGAGUGGAGGUGUUGAAAAAUGGAGAGUGGGGCACCAUAUGUGAUGAUAACUGGAACCUGCUGUCUGCCACCGUGGUGUGUCGAGAGCUGGGCUUCGGUACGGCCAAGGAGGCCCUGUCUGGAGGUCGCCUGGGACAAGGCAUGGGCCCAGUGCACAUGAACGAGGUGGAGUGCUCAGGAUUUGAGAAGUCCAUUACAGAGUGCUUCUUCAACAAGGAGGCUCUGGGUUGCAGCCAUGAGGAGGAUGCCGCCGUCAGGUGUAACGUCCCUGCUAUGGGCUUCCAGGAGAGGCUGCGUCUGAGUGGAGGUCGUAACCCCUACGAGGGCCGUGUGGAGGUGCUGGUGGAGAGGAACGGCUCUCUGGUGUGGGGGACGGUGUGCAGUGAAGGCUGGGGAACCAUGGAGGCCAUGGUGGUCUGCAGACAGCUGGGCCUGGGCUUCGCCAGCAACGCUUUCCAGGAGACAUGGUAUUGGGCUGGUGAGGUGAGCGCAGACGGUGUGGUGAUGAGUGGAGUUCGCUGCUCUGGUACUGAGAUGUCUCUGUCCCACUGCCUGCACCACGGGGCCCACCUCAGCUGCCCGAAAGGAGGGGGACGCAAUGCUGCUGGAGUCUCCUGCUCUGAGACGGCUCCUGACCUGGUGUUGAACCCUCAGGUGGUGGAGCAGACCACCUACAUGGAGGACAGGCCCAUGUUCAUGCUGCAGUGCGCAUACGAGGAGAACUGUCUGGCCACCACCUCCACCCAGGUCCCAGCCAACUCCUACCGCCGCCUGCUACGAUUUUCCUCCCAGAUCCACAAUAACGGCCAGUCUGACUUCAGGCCGAAAGCUAGCAGACACUCCUGGGUGUGGCACGAGUGUCACAGGCAUUAUCACAGCAUGGAGGUGUUUACCCUCUAUGACCUGUUUAGCCUCAAUGGAACCAAAGUGGCAGAAGGACAUAAAGCAAGUUUUUGCCUGGAGGACUCGGAGUGUGAUGAAGGUAUUGAAAAAAGGUACGAGUGUGCUAACUUUGGAGAGCAGGGUAUCACUGUGGGCUGCUGGGAUACCUACAGGCACGAUAUCGACUGCCAGUGGGUCGACAUAACUGACGUCAAACCCGGAGAUUACAUUUUCCAGAUAAUAAUUAAUCCCAACUAUGAAGUGCCAGAGUCAGACUACACCAAUAACAUCAUGAAGUGCAGAUGUCGAUAUGAUGGCCAUCGUGUGUGGAUGUACAGCUGCCAUAAUGGUGGCUCCUUAAGCACUGAAACAGAACAGACAUUCCCAGGCCUCAUCAACAACCAGGUGACCCACAGGUAAAGACAAAGCAGAGGACAGGAGUCGACUGGCAGUUGCCUCCAGCAGGGAAGACCGUCUGAAGUCCGACAACCACUACAGAGCUCCAUCAGGGGUGGAUUCUUCCUGCUAGCCCUGCCCCGGUCAAGCUAUCUUUUUAUGUUCCUUUCAUCCAUGUGGCAGCAGCUUUCUUUGACCCUCCUCCCUCCCUUUUCUCUCAGUAGAAAGAAUAUUUGAUUUCCCCUCCUGUCCAAACAGAGGCAGCUGCAGCCUCACCAACACUUCCAAGAUCAGGAGGCAACGGCAAAGCUCUCUGUAUGCCCUGUGUUCUUUUUUUUUCUUUUUUCUUUUUUUUUUUGAAUGGGUGAUGAAAUAACCCUUCUGGGGGAAGUGGCAGGUACAUUACAUCAUUGGGAAGUGUCAUCAAGAAUGUGCUUUCUUUUGAAGUGCAGUGCAGCACUUUAAACAGUACCCUGCUGCAGUGUGUUUCUGUUCAGAGCUCAGCCCGGAGAGUUUGGAUGUCUAUGGACUGCGAGGAGUCAUGGAUAACAACAGCAGUGGUCUGUGUUUGGAAAUAAACGUGGUAUUCUUCCACUUUUCAACAGUCUCAUAAAGUGCCUGCCUUUUACACACUGAAGUCCACAUACACUGAGGUUAUGUUACACAGUCAAAAUGAACAUUGCUUUUGCAUGUGAGUUAUUUAAGCUGAAGGUGCAGUCUUCACUGAGGAGUUUAUGCAAGUGAAGCUGUGCCACAAUAACGUCUUCAAAAAGCAAACAGGCUGUUCAUCACCUGUAACAAGUGCUACUUGCUUGGUUCAGCUGUAAGGCUAUUCUACCAUGGCUAGAAAUGCUAAACAUGCUAAAGUGCCUUAAAGUGCCACAAAGCCUUUUUUUUUUUUUUUUUUUUUUUUUUUUAAUUAAUAAUUGGGGCAUUUACUCUCUGAUCUGCUCUGCAAACUACAUUGACAAGACUGGAGUCUUUAUAUAAAGUCUGAAGUUCACAUUUUAAAGAGCAGAUGCAUUUGGGUGAGGUGGUGAUGAAUAGCGAUUUGGGAGCAGUUUAAGUUUGUCCAAGAAUAAAAUCGCGUGAGCAAAGAGGUUUUCUUUUUUUACAAGCACUGUCAGAUAGACUUUCAGUUCCUGUAAACAGUGAAAAGCAAAAUAUUCAGAUUCACACUUGGGUCAUUUUUUUGCCACUUUCCCAUUGGUCACUUGGGGAAAGAUCAGCUUACAGACAUUGUCUCACUCUUUUGAUAUAUUCACAACUCUUUCCUCUUUAUUAAAUGUAGCAACAUUUUGUUUUUGAAGCUAAUAUGGGACCUCAUGUUUCUUUUGUCCUUGUUCAGUCCUGUUACAAAAUGUCCAUACUCUGAACUUACCAUCCUUUAAGAGCAGCUUAACAUCCUCUAAAAAGAUAUAUUUUUUCUUACCUCCAGUGGUUUAACAUUUGAUCUUGCUGCAGUGGUGUAGAACUGUACUACAGGGUGUAUCAGUACACUGUAACGUCACUGUGGGUGUGGUUACUGGUGCAACAGGAUGCGUGGCUUACUGUACAUGCAUGUUAGUGUUUCCACUUCUGGCCCCACAUGCAUGUUCCCGCUCAGCCCAGAGACUUUACAUUGUCAUGGCACCACACAAAUAAAGCUCACUUUUCUAUGCUCUGGGAAACUUUUACAAAUAAAUUGGAAGAGUGAACACCAACCUUAUUUGCAGUUCAGGGUAUCUUGCCAACAGUGUCACAGAUGUCUCUUUUAUAAUGGUGGUCUAUGGGAAGGCAUUUUUUUCGGCUGCAAGGGAUUGUUUUUGUUGUAAUACCGUGAGUGGACACUGGGGUAAACUUUCAGCGAAACCGAGUGGAGGCACCAGCCACGGACAGAACACACCUCUGACGUCACCCAAACAAAUGUUAAACAGACUGAAACUGUCAGCCACAGAGGGCAGUGAAACACUGCUUUUCAACUUACUCUUCAAACAUAAUCCUUUUAAUUAGUCCAGCAUUUUUUUUUCUGUGUGGUUUCUUUUAACAAGUCUCAUCAGAGCUAGUGCCUUAUAAUUUCCCAAAAUAACUGUGCUUGAAUGUCUGACUACAUCAUUCUCAAAUGAGACUCAGAGUAAAUGGCAGAUUUGUUCUAAAGUAUUACUUUGUCCAUUUAAAAUUAAAUUGCAUGCUCUGUAGCAUCCCUGCCUGUGCCGUUGGUUAAGCAUUGGUUUCUGUAUAUGUAGAAUUUCUUCACACAUAGCAGUGUAAACUAUAAUGCCACGGUCACACCAGCGUUUAGAAUGGCAGAAUUUGGUGGUGAUUUUGACACAUUCCAAUUGAAUUAUCGUAGCCAAUUAGUGGAUUUGAUCACAGAGUCAAAGUAAAUCCAUGGGAAUUGAACUUUGAACUUUGACCCAUGAAUAUGUGCUGUUGAAUAGUAGCAAGCAGUCUUGAUGGUGCUGACCUUUGAAGGGGCAGAGAGAGUCCAAAAAGAAGCAAAGUGAUCAGCGGUGUGUCACCACUCACUCUUAUUUAACAGGCCUUUGUCAGAGCAUCAACUGCAGUUAUGAGACCGAAACCAAUGGUGCAAAUGUAUUUUUAGAAUAAACUGUCAACUUAUUGUAUCAUUAGCGACUGAGCAAAGCUUGAGUAGUCACUACAUCACCAAGUUUCUGAAACCAGAUGUUUUCGGGCUAAUGUUAUUUCUGACUAAUGUUUUCUUCAUACUGUAUUAACAUGGACCUUAGCUUAGCUGCAUGAGCUACCGAGCACCAGGGCAGCCUCUUUCAGGGUAGAUAGCAACAUAAGACAUUGUACAGUUUAAAAUCUUACCAUCACCACUGAUAACAAAAUGCUGUCUGUCUUUAGCAAGUUUUUUUUACAUUUGUGUCCAAGCCCCUGCCAGCUCAGCUGUCAAUCAAACAUGGACAGCAGCACGCCCAUUCAGAGCAUUUCAGAUGUUUCUACUAAGAGCCUUCUUUCUUUUAAUAAUCAUAAAAAAGUGAUAUGUUUAAAAAAUCCCUUUGAUUGCUUUAUGACACUUCAGUCUACAUGUUGCUGCUCUGUGUCUUAGUCUUCCACAGCCAGCGGCUCUGUGAUGGCUCCACAUGUUCACGUAGAACCGUCAGAGAGCUCCACCUGCUUUCAAAGACAGGAAAGGUCUCAGCCAUUUCCUCUCUCUGCUUUAUAUGUUGUCUUUACAAGUAUCUGCAAUAGCCUUUUUCUCAUGUUUAGACAGAUUUUAUUCUCACUAUUUGAAAAAAAACCCAACGCAUUGGAGACUUACUGUCAUUGAAGUUAGGUUUUUACGGUUUUACUCCUCUGACAUUUGUACUAUAAUGUGUGUGAAUCCUAUUUUAUUGUACAUGUUAUCAUGGUGCUAUCAAACUGGCCCUCUGUUUUCUGAGGGCACAGUACAUGUUGAACAGCUACAUUAUGUAUACUAACAGUAUACUUGAACUGAGCGUAAGAAACAAUGUGCUUUGUGUGUUCAACUAUAAUAAAGGUCAGAGUUACGGA